This is a messenger RNA of Pediculus humanus corporis (human body louse), 690 nucleotides long. RefSeq names its product tripsin, putative. Gene Ontology annotation, molecular function: serine-type endopeptidase activity. The transcript has 6 exons. The coding region runs from base 1 to 690 and encodes 229 amino acids. Gene Ontology annotation, biological process: proteolysis. NCBI's taxonomy places the organism in Eukaryota, Metazoa, Arthropoda, Insecta, Psocodea, Pediculidae. The record is from RefSeq and is a predicted model, not a curated record.
AUGAAAAGGAAGAAGAAAGAAGAAGGAACGAGAUGUGGAGUUUCCAUUGGAAAAAUAGGAGCACAGAGAAGAAUCGUUGGCGGCGAUGAAGCCGGAUUUGCUUCUGCCAGACAAGUUCAAGUUACCUUAGGGGAUUACGUAAUAAAUUCAGCAAUCGAACCUCUUCCGGCUUAUACAUUUGGAGUUCGGGAAAUUCGAGUUCAUCCAUAUUUUAAAUUUACUCCCCAAGCCGAUAGAUUCGAUGUGGCGGUUCUUAGGCUUGACAGACCCGUACAAUACAUGCCACACAUAGCCCCGAUAUGUCUCCCGGAGAAAAACGAAGACUUUUUAGGACAAUACGGUUGGGCAGCCGGUUGGGGAGCGUUACAAGCAGGAUCGAGACUUCGUCCGAAAACACUUCAAGCAGUAGACGUUCCCGUUAUCGAUAACAGACAAUGUGAAAAAUGGCAUAAAAGCAAUGGGAUCAACGUUGUUAUCUACGAUGAAAUGAUGUGUGCCGGAUAUAGAAACGGUGGUAAAGAUUCUUGUCAGGGAGACUCUGGAGGGCCUUUAAUGAUGGAAAAAGCAAAUCGAUGGUAUUUAAUUGGUAUUGUUAGCGCCGGAUAUUCUUGCGCACAAAGAGGUCAACCGGGAAUUUAUCAUAGAGUUGCUCAUACCGUUGAUUGGAUUUCUUAUAUUAUUAAUUCCUGA